Molecule: messenger RNA, 4973 nt
Organism: Diachasmimorpha longicaudata
Lineage: Eukaryota; Metazoa; Arthropoda; Insecta; Hymenoptera; Braconidae
Gene: Pbp95
Product: snRNA-activating protein complex subunit 4
Exons: 4
Coding region: 314-2821 (835 amino acids)
Biological process (GO): snRNA transcription by RNA polymerase II; snRNA transcription by RNA polymerase III
Cellular component (GO): snRNA-activating protein complex
Molecular function (GO): RNA polymerase II cis-regulatory region sequence-specific DNA binding; RNA polymerase III type 3 promoter sequence-specific DNA binding
Source: RefSeq, a predicted model, not a curated record
GUUGGACUGUCAAAAUGCCGCGAGGUUUUAGUUUGCUUCAAUAUUUAGGGGAAGACAGCUAACCUCAACUCUCCCCUUUGUUUAUAUCUGAUGAAAAAUUUCAUUUAACGCAGUAAGCACCUGGAGUCGGAUGAUUCAAACAAAAUCAUUCACAAUCCUGCAGCUCAUUAACCUCUAAUUAUUAACCGCCAAUUCUAAUCAUAAGAACGUCGAAUCAAUAUUCUGUCAACCUUCGAUGACCGGUGAAACACUUCAGCAUCGUAUGCAUUGACGCCUUGAGAAAUAGAGUAUUAUCGAUUGGCAACUUUGAAAGAUGAGCGACCUAGAGGAAGAUACAGAGAUUCUCGAAGAAAUAAAGCUCCUGGAAGAUGCUCUCGCCCAACAGCCAUCAGUGGAGCCCAUCGCCGAAUCACAGGAUCUUCCAUCCGAGGCAGACGCUCAAUCUUCCCUCCCGACAAUCGCAGAUACCCUCCCCACAUCGACACCCGAAGAAUUCCUAAUAAAUGAGGCUUUUAAAUUGAACGAGUCACUCCUCUCCAAGUGCCAUCUUCUCAAGGCUCAGAUCCUAGCUCGUAUCCAGAAGAUCAGUGAGGAACGAGAAGAGAUCUCUGCGAAGGUGAAACUCGCCUCCAAGGUAGCUAAGGCGACUCCUAGGCUGAGUUAUAGAAAAUUCGGUUGUCCCUACUUUAAGGAUGGGCAGUUGUUUGGCGCCCCGUGGAACCAGGACGCCCAUACCAAAUUUAAAAAAGGAGAAAUCAUGGUCGUGUAUCACAGGCCGCCUCGUCGUUGGACCGCCAAAGACAGGAAUAAUCUGUGGAUGGCUGUUCGUCUCCAAGCAGCCACUGAGCACUUCGAGAAGGAGGCGAGGAAACAGUCCCAGAGGACUAUUUCACAAAUAAAAGCCAAGGCCAAACGAGGAGGCCCUAAAUCACUAACGGCGAGUGAACCAUUUGAUCUAGACCUCGAAAAGUGUCAACUUCCCAGCAAUUACCGAGAGAUGAUCGGCCCCUUAGGUUCCAGGGAAUUCGAUUGGAUGAAGAUCGCAGCAGGCGAUUCUAACAAUCGUCAUUCAGCAGAGGAAUGUCGGGUUAUGUGGAACGUUUAUCUUCAUCCAGACGUGAAUCGUUACAAAUUUACAACCUCUGAAGAUCGCGAUUUGAUAAAAGCUGUUCAUGUACACAACCAGCAAGACUGGAACGCAAUAGCUGAAACUGUGGGAACAGGAAGGUCUGGUUACCAAUGCAUCAUUCGUUACUUGACCUUAGUUGGUCCACUGAACUUGAAAAAUAAAGAUGUUCCAUGGACAGCUGAAGAAGAUCAGGUCCUUAUUAAUGUUGUGGAAUCAUUGAGAAUUGGCAAUUAUAUUCCCUGGAGUCAGGUGACGUUUUACAUCGGUAAUAGGAUCAAGAAUCAGGUAUAUUCUCACUGGAAAUACAACAUCGAUCCUUCCUUAAGAAAAGGUAGAUUCACAUCUGACGAGGACGAGUUAAUCCUCGAAGGGGUCACCAAAUUUGGCAAAAACUUUUCCAGAAUUGCAAUCGAACUUCUGCCCCAUCGUACAAGCGUUCAAUUAAGUGGAAGGUUUACCCUUCUAAUGUUGAAAACCGAUCAGUCGUACAACUCUUGGACAGUCGCUGAAGACAUGCGUCUGUUAAAACUAUACGAGGAAUUCGGUCCCCAGUGGAGCAAAAUUGCUAGUCUCAUGAAAAAGAACAGAACAUACUUGAGACACCGAUAUGCCUGCAUCACUCGACACUUCGCCAAAGGUCGUGAUCUAUCAAACAUCCCAAGAAAGCGAAGACGAGGUCGACAGCCCGAGGACGAUGAGAGAAUCUUGAACGAAAUGUUUGUUCUCGGCGAAGUGAACGAAACUUACCUGGACGUUGACACGAGGCUGAGAAAGUAUUUCCAAAAAAAUCAAGCGCCCAUUGCAACACCCGGCAGGAAUACUAAAUACUUUACUGCUGAGGAGCUCGAGAGAUACACAAAAGGGCUCUACGAUUUAUUUGAAAAGCUAGAUGUCCAGCUGCAGAUCCCCGAGAAUCUUGAUAUUGAAGGAUUAACCUGCAAGGACAAGCAGCUUCUCAUAUCGUUUCAGAAUUAUUCCUCUGGGAAAGAGCCGCGUGGAAUAGACGACUUGGAGGUACUCAGGAAGAAGAUGUUCGGGGAGGACGAGAAUGAAGGAGAAAGCAAAAGCUUGUACAUUCCCCCAGCUCCUUUUGGUCUUCACUUCAAGAAAUGUCCAAAGAAAUUUAGCAGAAAACAAUACGAGAAGACGACAGAUGAUGACUGUGUAGUUACCUUGGAUCACAAUAUCGAGACUCCAGAGAAUAUUAACAAAAUGUUGAAGGACGAGGAGCUCGAGGUCUUCGACAAACUCUCGGAGAUGUUGUCGAAGCCCUGUGCAAGAGUUGAUGUCCUAGAACAGAAGCUUCUGAGGGUGGAGCCUGAAGUGGAGAGAGAUUUAGUGGAUAAUAAUGCGAUCAGUUCGAUAUCCUGGGGUAGAAAGAUGGGCGAAAGUAUGAAAACGAUGGAGGAUGCUGAGAGGGAGCGGAAGAAAUGUGUGGCCCCCAUGUAUGCGACGCUAUUGGGGUAUGACACCCUCAGGAACAUGAAGGAGGCUAAUGCGGACCUUGGCUGGACCGAGGAUGAAUCGAGGAUGAGCAAGGAACCUGUUACGGCGCUGGGAAAGAGAGCUUUUCAUACUUUUAAAAAUAGAUUCACAAGGCUUUUCAAAUAUCCUAUUGGGAUGGUAAAGUAUAAUGAGAUGAUCAAAGCUGGAAAUUCGAAGUUGGGGGGGUCAACGAAGGAUAAAGAUUGAGGUGAUCAUUGAUAUGAUAAUGUUCUUUAUUCGGUUAUAAGACGAGUUCAGCUUUGAAAAACUAUUAAUUUAAUAUUUAAUUCAGUAUUUUCGUUAAUUAAUGUUACAAAAGUGCGAUAUUUUGAUUACGAGGUGUUCUAAUAAAGUGGUAUUGGAAGUGAAAUCACUAUGCAUUUGAUUAGAUUUUAGUUUACUGUCCAAGUGGAUAUUGUCUCCAAAAGAAGAAAUAAUUAGUUUGGGGCACGAAACUACGAGAGAUGGUAUUCAUCUGUCAUAUCUUUAGGUCAAUGACGGGGGAAAAGGGAUAGAAAUCUUAUGGAGAAUAUGAAAUCUGGGUUAUUCGGUACAAAUAGCUCACAUGUUGAAAACUUGCUAAAGCCUACACUGAGAUAACAAGUGAAAAUUAAAGAAAUAUUUCUUCCAAAAGUACCAAAACAAUAUUUUUUUGAAUCAAUGCCAAUUCGGUUGCUUGGAUUUAUUCUUAGCCAUUUCGAAAAGUUUAUUGUUUCCAGACUUUUAAAUAGUUUUAGGCGAUGCCUCUCGAGAUGUACAAUGAGCCUCUCGGCCAUUUUGCACGCUGGUCUAGGAGGCCGCCUAGCCGAUAGGACUCAGUAUAUGUGCCCUGCGCGCAAAUUCACAGAGCUCAUCGAUUCCAUCCCUACCAACGUAGAUUUCCCUGACACAUGUGGUCCUGAAGACGUCUCAACGGAUCUCUCCCAGGCCACUGCACCUUGUGGUUAGGUGGUGAGGGUCUUCUUCCGUCAGCCCGCAUCUUGGACAUCGGGGGUCGUUCCACUUACCUAUUUUUGCUAGAUAACCAGUAAGGGGCCAGUGCUCAGUGAUGAACCCCACCAAGGAGCGGAGCUUCGCCCUGUCCAUGCCGACCAGUGUGUCGGCUAGCUUUUUCGUAGGAUUGCGUAGUAGGGAACUUGUGGGUCUGGCACCCUUUGCGGAGCACUAUCUCUCCACAAUACCCCUCUCCGUUUUUAACUACACUACUCCACCGUUUACAGCAUAUUUGACACUUUCUAUAGUUAAAUAAUUUUUUUUAUCAACACUUAAUUUUUCUAGACAUGGGGCAUGCAUUAAAACCGUUUUCAUUCCCCUGCUAAUAAUAAAUGGAAAAUAAUUGAUUUGUGAAAAAAAGGUGGUAAUAUGGGACCGAUGCCAUAUUUCUCUUCUCUUUCUUUUCUGUGGAGAGUUAGCCAGCUUUGCAUAAUUUACUCAGCGUUCUCGAUGUAUCUAAUACAAAAUAAUAAAUGAUAUAUAUAAACUCGCUAUAUACACAAAAUAUCGGAUAAUAUCAAAUGUGCAGUCUUUAUGUUCGAUUGAUUUAACUUAAAUCCCUGUGAGAAUUAUUUUUAGAGCGGGAAAGUGCGUUGCCUCUAAGAGAUGUGAAACUCUUUUGAUUCAUUAAAAAAAAUGAUGGGAAGAGACGUGAAGAUAAAUUAAUUUAGAAUCGUUCUGUUUGAUUAAUUACAACCAUAUCAUUAACUAUUUAAUGGGUUCUUCAGCGUCGAUUAUGAAUAGUUUUACUAAUGGUUAUUUGCGAACAUAUUUUGUUUUCAAAUAUUAAAAUCCACGAUAUCGUUUAGAAAAUUUUUGAAUACACCGUGUUUAUCGCUACCCAACAGUCAAGGGCAAUGUUGUCGUGACUUUGCACUGCGCGUAAAUUAGGAAAUUAAUGUGUUUGUGGUUUUUGUUAACGACGACUGAAAAGCAUUCUGAAUGAAUGUUAUUACUUUCGUGGAUGGUGUGUCUAUUAAUUUCUCAUAGAUGGAUGAAGUUACAUGAUAUUAGUGGCAUUUUUACGCUCGGCCUGUGCAUUUUUCUACUUUUACCGUAAAACGCGGGUUAAACCGGCUGUUUUAAAUAAUUUGAUGUAUUCGAACGACGUUCAUCAAGAAUGUAAACCUCCGGACAAACCUCCAGCCUAUGUUUAAAAAAGUCCAAAAAAUUAUAAAAAUUUUGCUGCUUUUUUAAAUCCCCCCUGAAGAUCGUUAAUCUUUUAAAGACAUCAGAAAAAGAAAAUUAUUAAGGAGUUUGUCUCCCCUGGCGGAAAGAUAACAUUUCAUAUUGGUAAAACUAAUUUCAUAAAUUUUUUCGAGUAUCCUACUGGGUUUGUGCAAAAUGUUGAGACAAAAACUCGAAU